AUGGUUCUUUUUAACGACGUCCUAAACAGUGCCAAAUACAACCCAAAGAUUAGGCCACUGGUGAACCAAACAGCGACCCUUGAUGUUAGUGUAAUGUUUGAGCUGAUGUCGGUGGUUGAGCUGGAUGACGUCAAGCAGAGCUUUACAUGUAACGGUUUUCUGGGAUUUGGCUGGGUAGAUGAGAUGCUUAAAUGGGACAAGGACCAAUACGGAGGACAGGGCGUGAUACAUCCGGUCCCAGAGGACAUCUGGAGACCACGUGUGGUCAUCAUGAACACGUUAGGCGACCGGGACCCGUUUGGUGACGACGUUGCCCCCGUGUUUAUAUACAACGAUGGAUCAGCAGCCUGGGCACCAGGGACACUGUUGACCACUUCCUGUAAACUGGACCUGACGGACUACCCGUUUGACCAGCAGAGCUGCACUGUCCAGGGUCGAAGAAUUCUUGCUAUGACGCUCUCGAUAGAAGAAAUGAAGUUCGUGGCCUCGCAAAACAAAGUUGCCCUGAACUUUUUCACGAUCAAUGGUGAAUGGGAGUACGUGGAUUCAAACGUGACGACAUCACCGAUUGGCACAGGGACUUGGACCAUGUCUUCCAUUGAUAUUACGAUUGUUAUUAAGAGGAGACCCACGUUUCUCCUCAUCAACAUUAUCCUCCCUGUUGUGUUUCUCUCUUUCCUCAAUCUGCUCGUCUUUUUCAUCCCAGUGGAGUCGGGUGAGAAAAUUGGCUACGGAAUCACAGUACUUCUGGCACUGUCUGUCUACAUGAGCAUGGUCAGCUCUAUGCUGCCCAGCUCCUCACUGACCACACCAAAGCUGACCCUCUACCUCUUCAUCCUCCUCAUCAUCUCUAUGCUCACCGUUAUCGACAGCAUCAUCAUCGUCUUUCUCCACAAUUUGGAGGAGAGAGAAGUCACUAAUCUCAAUGCUAAAAAUUUUAGAUCAGCUAACAGCAAGGACAAAAGCAGUCGAAGGGCCGUUACUCCAGUACCAAAAACGAAAAGGAACAUAAUCCACGUAAUACCGCAAGGGAAGCAAUCACUUGCUAAGGUCUCCGAAAUGACGUCAUUCAGCGAUGACGCGCUGCCCCCAGCCAAUCAAAGCGAACAAUGGGAGACACCACGCAGAAACAAGUACAAGACGAUAGGCAAACACAUAGACGCCAUCUCGUUCGUUGUGUUUUUUAUACUUUGGAUCUCUGUGUCUCUGGGCUUUCUGCUCGAUAUCUUUUUCUAG
Physella acuta is the source of this 1236-nucleotide messenger RNA. RefSeq names its product acetylcholine receptor subunit beta-like 1. Gene Ontology annotation, biological process: monoatomic ion transmembrane transport. Gene Ontology annotation, cellular component: membrane. Lineage: Eukaryota; Metazoa; Mollusca; Gastropoda; Physidae. The record is from RefSeq and is a predicted model, not a curated record. Gene Ontology annotation, molecular function: transmembrane signaling receptor activity; extracellular ligand-gated monoatomic ion channel activity.